Callithrix jacchus (white-tufted-ear marmoset) is the source of this 2206-nucleotide messenger RNA. It is a transcript of the gene RILPL1, whose product is annotated as Rab interacting lysosomal protein like 1. The record is from RefSeq and is a predicted model, not a curated record. Gene Ontology annotation, molecular function: protein dimerization activity; dynein light intermediate chain binding; small GTPase binding. NCBI's taxonomy places the organism in Eukaryota, Metazoa, Chordata, Mammalia, Primates, Cebidae. Gene Ontology annotation, cellular component: cytoplasm; ciliary basal body. Gene Ontology annotation, biological process: cilium assembly.
GCGGCCGGGGCGCGGGUGCUGGGCGCCGCGGGUUCCGGGCUGGAGAGGGGGGAUCCGGGGUGCAGGCCGCGGAGUCGGCGCUGGGGGGGACCCCGGGGCGCCCCCGGGCGGCGGAAGGCGGGCGCGCCCCUGGCGAGGCCGGGAUCGGGGCGGGGCGCGCAGCCUCCCCGCGGGGGGAGCGGUCACCCGGCCUCGCCGCCGCCGCUGCCAAAGUUUCCCGGAGGAGCCGCGGGCCGCCCUUCCUUUCGGGCCCAGCGCGCGGCCUCCCCUCCGGCCAGCACCGCUCCGGGGCGCCGGGCCCGGCUCCACUGAGCGCAACUCGGAUCUCAACUUGGGAGGCGCCGCGGGCCUGCGCACGCGCGCGCCCUCCCCGCCUCCGCCUCCGCCGCCGCCGCCGCCCACUCGGGAGCAGCUCCCGGCCGAGCCCGGUGCCCAGACCGCUGCCCCGUGCACCCCGCGCACCCCGCGCCGCCGCCCGUGCCCGCGCCCGCCGCCCGCCGCUCGCUGCGCCCUAGCCCCCGCGCCCGCUGAGCGCGCCCGCCCGCGGCCCAGGCUGGGCCCGGCCGGCGCGGCCCUCGACAGCGGCAAGUUUAGGAGUUGCACGAGUUUGCGGGGCGGGGGACAGGCCGGGAGGGCGGCCAUGGAGGAGGAGCGGGGGUCGGCGCUGGCGGCCGAGUCGGCGCUGGAGAAGAACGUGGCAGAGCUGACCGUCAUGGACGUGUACGACAUCGCGUCUCUCGUGGGCCACGAGUUCGAGCGGGUCAUCGACCAGCACGGCUGCGAGGCCAUCGCGCGCCUCAUGCCCAAGGUCGUGCGCGUCCUGGAGAUUUUGGAGGUGCUGGUCAGCCGCCACCACGUCGCGCCCGAGCUGGACGAGCUGCGCCUGGAGCUGGAUCGCCUGCGCCUGGAGAGGAUGGACCGCAUCGAGAAGGAGCGCAAGCACCAGAAGGAGCUGGAGCUGGUGGAGGAUGUGUGGCGAGGGGAGGCUCAGGACCUCCUCUCCCAGAUCGCCCAGCUGCAGGAGGAGAACAAGCAGCUUAUGACCAACCUCUCCCACAAGGACGUCAACUUCUCAGAGGAGGAGUUCCAGAAGCAUGAGGGCAUGUCAGAGCGGGAGCGGCAGGUGAUGAAGAAGCUGAAGGAGGUGGUGGACAAACAACGUGACGAGAUCCGCGCCAAGGACAGGGAGCUCGGCCUGAAAAAUGAGGACGUGGAGGCUUUACAGCAGCAGCAGACGCGGCUGAUGAAGAUCAACCAUGACCUUCGGCACCGGGUCACGGUGGUGGAGGCCCAGGGGAAAGCCCUGAUCGAACAGAAGGUGGAGCUGGAGGCAGACCUGCAAACCAAGGAGCAAGAGAUGGGCAGCCUGCGGGCAGAGCUGGGGAAGCUGCGAGAGAGGCUGCAGGGGGAGCACGGCCAGAACGGGGAGGAGCCUGAGACAGAGCCGGUUGGAGAGGAAAGCAUCUCUGAUGCGGAGAAGGUGGCCAUGGAUCUCAAGGACCCCAACCGCCCCCGGUUCACCCUGCAGGAGCUGCGGGACGUGCUGCAUGAGAGGAACGAGCUCAAGUCCAAGGUGUUCUUGCUGCAGGAGGAGCUGGCUUACUACAAGAGUGAAGAAAUGGAAGAGGAAAAUCGAAUACCCCAGCCUGCACCCAUCGCCCACCCGAGGACAUCCCCCCAGCCAGAGUCAGGCAUCAAGCGACUUAAAGAAGGUCCUUUAAGUGACGGGUUUAGCUUCUUCUCCCGAGAUAAGAAGCGUCUGGCCAACACACAGAGAAACGUGCACAUCCAGGAGUCCUUUGGACAGUGGGCAAACAUGCACCGCGAUGACGGUUACACAGAGCAAGGACAGGAAGCCCUGCAGCACCUGUGAUCUUGACCCAGCUCCACCCUCCAGCCUGGACUGCCCACCACCGGCGCCUGCAGCCAAACUGCAGACCAGGGGUCGCUGCUGCCUCAAGCCUGUUGGUGCGAACGCACCCUGAAAACCGACCCCUCAAACAGACUGCUGAUUUGAGGAUGGACAUUGAAAAACUGAUGCCAAACUCUAAAAAAAAAGUUUAUUUAUACCCAGGGCUAUCACCGUUUAUAAUAGAUGACUGAUCCCUUAGGAUAUAUAUUUAAUAAUCCCACGAACUGAGGCCAGACUUUUGUGUUAACUUCAGUAACUCAAGUUUCCUUAAGCCAAAUACAUCACUUGCCACUA